This is a messenger RNA of Aspergillus pseudonomiae, 1263 nucleotides long. Its product is annotated as pepsin-like aspartic protease. Gene Ontology annotation, molecular function: aspartic-type endopeptidase activity. The record is from RefSeq and is a predicted model, not a curated record. NCBI's taxonomy places the organism in Eukaryota, Fungi, Ascomycota, Eurotiomycetes, Eurotiales, Aspergillaceae. The transcript is spliced from 3 exons. Bases 1 to 1263 code for a protein of 420 amino acids. Gene Ontology annotation, biological process: proteolysis.
AUGGCAUCCAAGAUCUUCCUUGUUGAGAAUCCAAACUACUCCAAAUCUGGGAUCAAGUCUUAUGUGUAUCUGAUACGCAAAUAUCGUUUGCACCCUACUAGAAAUGGCCCCUUUUCUAUCGGUCGAGCUAUUCACCAAACUGGCCGGCCCUUCACUGACAAGCCUAUUGGUGGUCGAGUUCGCUUCCACGACGUGAUGCGAAAACAGAUCUCGGACGACAAAUUCCAGCAAGUUGAGAAGGAGGACAUCCAAAAUGAUGCAGUGUUCUUCGUGCCCGUGAGCAUCGGAACCCCGACUCAAACUUUGAACUUGGUCUUGGAUACAGCGUCUGCUGACUUUUGGGUGCGAUCUAGUGAGCUCCCUUCAGAUACACUGCCCCACGGUGGGGAGGAGAGCCAUACCUAUGAUCCUGUAAAAUCGAGCACAUUCAAAGACAUUGAAGAUUCGCCAUGGAAAGUAUCCUAUGUGGAUGGUUCUGCGGUGUCUGGUUCCAUUGGCACGGAAGAUAUCACCAUUGGAGGGGUUGCUUUGAAGACACAGCCCGUUCAGCUUGCCAAAACCAUAUCCUCAAUGUUCACCCAAUUUUCAGCAGACGGCGUUCUGGGACUGGCAUUUGGACAUAUCAAUCAUCCCCAGGAGGACAUCAAGGCCCUGGCUGAGCGCUUGAAUACUGGUGACGACCUCGAACAAUCUGCAAAGCUGUUCACAGCAAAAUUUGGGUCUUGGGGCGACUCUGACCUAAAGAAACCAUUUUACACAUUUGGCUCCAUCAAUGAGGAUGCCGUGCGCUAUUGUGGUCAUGAUGUCCAUUAUACAUCUAUUGACAAUAGUCAAGGCUAUUGGAUGUUAGACUCCCCCUCUACAACGGUUGGGGGGGAAGCCAUUAAUAGAUCUGAAAACAAGGCUAUUGUCGAUACCGACGCAGCAUUGACUCUACUUGAUGACCAAACGUGUCAAGCCAUUUAUGACUCUAUCCCAGGUGCAUUCUAUGAUAGUGAAAGCCAAGGCUUUCUCAUCCCAUCUGACGUCAAUGUGGACCAGCUUCCAGUUGUUCAAUUAACAGUAGGGGACAAAUCGUUCGCUAUGUUAAAGAAAAGUCUGGCAUUUGCUGAAACCAAGCCUGGCUACAUAUAUGGGGGUAUCCAGAGUCGUGGAUCGCUCGACUUUGAUAUUCUUGGUGGGACAUUUUUGGAGGGAUUAUAUGUGAUAUUUGAUUUCGGUUCUCUUCAAUUUGGUGCCGUGCAGCCCAAACCGGAAGCGUAG